UCGAUGCUUCGGCUAGGUGGGCUGGUCGGGGGCACCGACGGGCAAGGGUUAAGGCUUGGAUUCUGAACAACCACUUUCGAAUAUAUAAGGAUAUGGUCGUCACCGUGUUGCAGAGUUUUGGAAAAUCAUCAGCUUCAACUUGAGCAUUCGGCAUCUACUCACCUUCUUUUUCCAACUUCUACCUUCUUUACCAAAGCUUCAUCGACUGAAGCCUCUCAUUCUUUUACCCGCAAUCUUUGACAUCACAACACUCCUUCAAUCCGCCAGUCGGUCAAUCAACACCAACAACUAACCACCAAAUCAAUCAAGAUGCCUUCCUUCACUUCCAAGUCUCUUCUUGCCGUCCUCGCCGGCGCGGCCUCCGUUGCGGCCCACGGUCACGUUAGCAACAUUGUCAUCAACGGUGAAUACUACCGCGGCUUUGACAGCAGCCUCAACUACAUGGCCAACCCCCCUGCUGUCGUUGGCUGGAAGGCCAACAACCAGGACAACGGCUUCGUUGGCCCUGAUGCUUUCUCCUCGCCCGACAUCAUCUGCCACAAGGAUGCCACCAACGCCAAGGGCCAUGCCGUCGUCAAGGCCGGUGACAAGAUCUCCAUCCAGUGGGAGACCUGGCCCGAGUCUCACAAGGGUCCCGUCAUCGACUACCUCGCCAACUGCGGCGCCUCCGGCUGCGAGACCGUCGACAAGACCUCUCUCGAGUUCUUCAAGAUCGACGAGGUCGGCCUCGUCGACGGCCAGAAGUGGGGUUCCGACCAGCUCAUUGCCAACAACAACAGCUGGCUCGUCGAGAUCCCUCCCACCAUCGCCCCCGGCUUCUACGUUCUCCGCCACGAGAUCAUCGCCCUCCACUCCGCCGGCCAGGAGAACGGCGCCCAGAACUACCCCCAGUGCUUCAACAUCCAGGUCACCGGUUCCGGUACCGAGAAGCCCGCGGGUGUUAAGGGUACUGCCCUCUACAAGCCCGAUGACGCCGGUAUCCGCGUCAACAUCUACCAGUCCCUGAGCAGCUACUCCAUUCCCGGCCCUGCCCUCAUCAAGGGUGCCGUCAGCGUCGCUCAGUCCCACUCCGCUGUUAUCGCCACCGCUACUGCCAUUACCGGUCUUGGUGAUGCUCCCGCUGCCACUGCCGCCCCUGCUGCCACCACUGCCCCCGCCGCUGCUCCCGCUGUCACCACCACUGCGGCCGCUGCUGCCCCCACCAAGCCUGCCACCACUGCUGCUGCUCCCCAGCCUACCAAGCCUGCUAAGAGCGGCUGCCAGAAGCGCCGUGCCGCUCGUCGCGCUGCUGCCCUCGCUCGCCGCCACGCCCGUGACGUCGCUUUCCUCGACUAAGCGAUUGCAUAUAAUGUCUUUUUUAAAGGAUGGAAAUAUGGAGACAUGUUUGAAUGGAAAGACAGCUAUGAGGA
This is a messenger RNA of Neurospora hispaniola, 1409 nucleotides long. RefSeq names its product glycosyl hydrolase family 61-domain-containing protein. The coding region runs from base 310 to 1335 and encodes 341 amino acids. NCBI's taxonomy places the organism in Eukaryota, Fungi, Ascomycota, Sordariomycetes, Sordariales, Sordariaceae. The record is from RefSeq and is a predicted model, not a curated record. The transcript has a single exon.